AUGACGGACGACAUACUCACAUCGACCAUGUUCAACAUUUUCCGCUCAUCCCUCCGCAUCCUCUGCCAACUGAACGAGAUAUCCAGUUGCUUGAAUCCAUGGAUCAUCACACAAAGCUGUUCUGGGGAUGUCGCAAUCACCGCACUGGAUAUGAACCCGCUCUAUUCAACGGUUGGAUAUGCCAUAUUGGAGCCUCUUUUUACAACUCAGCUUCAGGGUGCAACCGCACCGGCAUGGAGUAUUCUGAUCGGAAUGUCGUCGUUGCACAUUACAUGGACGUUGAACGCCAUGGUCAGCUAUACCAACCUCCUUCUCAUCAUACGAUUGAAGGGAUUAGAUUCGUCGGAUGAAUCGAUCGAUCCACCUACAUUUGUAGCACGAUACCGAAGGGACAAUCCAACGAUCCAGUUUUUCACCAUGCUGAGUUUCAUCCUUCCUAUCAUUUCAGCAUCCAUAAUCAACGCCUGCCUAUUGACAUUAUACGAUAGCGUCUGUGUCGAAUCUUUGAGUCAGCAGCCCCGCAUUUAUCUAGUGGCACCCAUUGCGUUGAUUUUCUUCUUCACUUGCCGGUAUGCCGACUACGAGAUCUGCAGAAAGACGGGCCGAGGUCGACCUUCCUAUAUGGCGGUCUUGUUGCAGCUAUGCUUGUGUGGGAUUAGAUUUUGUGUGAGAGCAGCGGUCGGGCUUUUACCAUUUAUGCCUUUCCAAGAAAUGGAUCAUGCUGAGAGGGAACGAUUGUAUGGAUCUGAUCGUUAUGUGUGGACAGAGGAGGGGCGGAGGGGAAAGUUUUUUACGACUUCAUGGGCACUUGCCUUGGUCGGCGCUCCUUUGACGAUAUUUGGAUAUCUUUUGAUGACGCAGUGGCCGAAAGAGAUAGAUAGAAUUGAGCCAGUUCCUGGAAUGUCAAUCAGCGAGAAGGCAGACAACUGA
Molecule: messenger RNA, 930 nt
Organism: Glarea lozoyensis ATCC 20868
Lineage: Eukaryota; Fungi; Ascomycota; Leotiomycetes; Helotiales; Helotiaceae
Exons: 1
Coding region: 1-930 (309 amino acids)
Source: RefSeq, a predicted model, not a curated record